This is a messenger RNA of Halichondria panicea, 2266 nucleotides long. RefSeq lists its product as uncharacterized. Gene Ontology annotation, molecular function: nucleic acid binding. Gene Ontology annotation, biological process: DNA integration. The record is from RefSeq and is a predicted model, not a curated record. Bases 1 to 1992 code for a protein of 663 amino acids. NCBI's taxonomy places the organism in Eukaryota, Metazoa, Porifera, Demospongiae, Suberitida, Halichondriidae. The transcript has a single exon.
AUGGAGCCGCAAGUUGUUUUCCUUGGACAUGUUGUGGAUGAGAAAGGGUUACACCCUAUGCCGAGCAAGAUGAAGGCUAUCCAAGAGGCACCAAAACCGAAGAACGUGACAGAGCUCAAGUCCUAUUUAGGAUUUCUAACCUAUUACGGAAAAUUUAUGGGGAACCUGUCCACUACUCUAGCACCGCUAUACACCCUGUUGAAAAAGAGCACAACGUGGAAUUGGUCUACAGACCAAGAAGAAGCGUUCCAAAAGUCCAAACAGUUGCUAACCUCCUCAAACCUUUUAGUUCGCUUCGACCCAACACUGCCGAUUGUGUUGGCAUGUGAUGCCUCUCAGUACGAUAUUGGGGCAGUACUCGCCCAUACGAGGCCAGAUGGUUCCGAACGACCAGUUGGAUACGUCUCGAGGACCUUGAACGAUGCUGAAAAGAACUAUGCUCAGCUAGAGAAGGAAGGGCUAGCCCUCGUCUUUGGAGUCAAGAAGUUCUAUUCCUACUUGUUUGGGCACCCCUUCACACUGAUCACAGACCACAAACCUCUGUUGGGACUACUGAGUGAGUGCAAGUCUACAUCACCCCAAGCAUCAGCCAGAGUAAAAAGGUGGUCACUCUAUUUGUCGAUGUUCGAAUAUACGCUCACUUUCCGGAACACUACAGCUCAUGCAAACGCUGAUGCAUUGUCACGCUUGCCACGGGCCAAGCAACCCAAGAAACAUCUCGAACCAGCUGAAUUAGUAUUAUUGGCAACGCAUCUCGAAAACUCUCCUGUGUCCGCGGAACAAAUCGCUGAAGCCACGCGGAAGGACCCGGUGCUCUCCACGAUAUCACAAUAUGUGAAUCAGGGCUGGCCUAGAGCAACUAUCCCCGGUCAACCACAGCUGAGAGCUUAUUUUGACAAGAAGAAUGAAUUAUCGACCUUCGAAGGAUGUUUGUUGUGGGGAUCCAGGGUCAUAGUUCCAAAGCCGUGCCAAGAAGCAGUCCUCACACAAUUACACGAGGGACACCAAGGAAUUGUCCGAACGAAGGUUUUAGCCCGCAUGUACGUAUGGUGGCCAGGAAUCAAUCAGGACAUUGAGAGAACCGUGAAACAAUGUCUCCCAUGUCAGAAGAUCCGAGCUGAGCCAACCGAAGCUCCUUUGCACUCCUGGAGCUGGCCUUGGGCACGUCUACACUUGGACUAUGCUGGCCCUGUAGAAGGAAAAAUGGUAUUAGUAGUGAUUGACGCCCACACGAAGUGGAUCGAAGCAAUUCACACAUCCACAGCAACUUCCACGGCUGUAAUCGAAACAUGCAGAGAGAAGUUUGCUCAGUUUGGACUGCCAGAGACUGUGGUGACGGAUAAUGGAAGUUGUUUUACCAGUGCUGAGUUUGCAGCGUUCCUCAAGGCCAAUGGUAUUCACCACAUCACGACAGCUCCAUACCACCCUGCCUCAAACAGAUUGGCCGAAAGAGCGGUGCAAAUCGUCAAAGCAGGACUGAAGAAGAAUCAGGAAGGAACUUUUCGUUCUAGGCUGAGCAAAACUCUUGCUGCACAUAGAGUGACCCCUCAUGCUACCACAAUGAAGGCUCCUUCUGACUUGUUACUCGGAAGACGAAUUCAAACGAGACUCGAUUUUCUACGGCCUAAUACAGCAGAGAGGGUUGAGAAACAACAAUCACGACAGAAAAAAGAUCACGAUAACCAUUCAAAGUUACGAGUUUUAAGUGAAGGGUCAAUGGUAUUUGUUAGAAAUAUGCCCUCUGGAGAAAAGUGGAUCCCUGGGGUUGUGCUGAGCUCACGAGGAAACGUUUCCUAUUCAGUGAAACUGGAAGGUGGCAGGAUCCGGAAAUGUCACAUUGACCAAUUGAGACAGAGGCAUGUCGAAACCGAGAGGGUGGAACCUUGCAUACCGGAGGAUGCCCCCGAAAAAGCGACUGUGCCGGCUAACAUUGAAUCCACUUCGGAACAAAAGGCUGAUGAGAAUGUUGAAGGCAUCCCACCAGAUAGUUGAAAAGAGUAUCCGAAGCGGGCUCGCCGUCCAGUGGAGUGGUAUGACCCCUCGUUCGUAUAAUGGACUUAUAAGUUAAAACUGUGACAUUUAGUUGAUAGACCUUCAAUGUAAGGGGGAAGGAAUGUAGUGUACUGAGUAUUUGUUCUUAUUGUAUAAUUUAUGUAUUGUGACGUCAAUAUUUAUUUCCUGUGUUGCUGUAUUUAUACUUGAGUUUUGUCAUUAAUAUCAGUCUCUUUGUGCAAGUAAUUCUGAAUGAUUGUUAUUACUUAUCGUG